AAAAAGCCUAUGGUUAAUAAAAUUUGAAAGCAGUUUCGUUUUGAAUUUUUUAUUGAACAAGCCAAAAAUGCGUUUCUUUAUGGUUAUGGCUUUGUUGGCCUUCUUGGCCGUCAGCUUUGUGGCUGCCCGUCCAGCUGAGGAAGAUGGCUCCUCGGUGGUCCAAUCUGAGGACGAUUCCUUGUCUGGAAAUGAUGACUCUGAGAGUAGCAAUGUGGAUGGAACAGGAGCAGAUUCUGAUGGAGAGUCCAGCGAUAAUGCUUCAGAAGGUGAUGACAGUGACAACGCUGGAUCCGAGGGACAAUCUAGUGGAUAUAAUGCAUCAGAGGGAGAAGCUAGUGAAGAUGGAGCUUCUGAAGGAGAAGCCAAUGAGUCCAGUGGCGAUAAUGCAUCGGAAGGAGAAGGCAGUGGAGACGGCGAAUCCGAGGGCUCAGAUAAUGGUGACAGUGAAUCCGAGGGAGAAUCCAGCGGUGUCAAUAAAGGUGAGGACCAGUCCACCGGAGAUAAUGAGCCAGUGGGAGAGAACAAUGGAACCUCCGAGGAAGAAUCCAAUGGAGAUACCGAGGGAGAAUCGAAUGGAGACUCUGAGGGAGAAUCCAAUGGAGACUCUGAGGGAGACUCCAAUGGAAACUCCGAGGGAGAAUCCAGUGGAGACAAUGAAGGCGAGGAAGAGUCCACCGGAGAUAAUGAGCCGGAGGGAGAAAACAAUGGAGACUCCCAGGGAGAUUCCAUUGGAAACUCCGAGGGAGAGUCCAAUGGAGACUCUGAGGGAGACUCCAAUGGAAACUCCGAGGAAGAAUCCAGUUGAGACAAUUCAUCCGAAAACAGCAACGAGUCCGGAAACAAACAGAAGAAACCCAGGCGCCGUGGUCCAUUGAUUUUCGGACAUGGACCAGUUGUGUUCCAAGCCAGGCCUUUGUUUCUCAUCAAGGCCCAUUAAUAUUUUUUAACUAUUUAUUUUUAAUUGUUGUGCAUUGAAUAAAAUUCAGAAAGAGCUUUUCAA
This is a messenger RNA of Drosophila ananassae, 1000 nucleotides long. Its product is annotated as clumping factor B. The transcript has a single exon. The coding region runs from base 68 to 805 and encodes 245 amino acids. Lineage: Eukaryota; Metazoa; Arthropoda; Insecta; Diptera; Drosophilidae. The record is from RefSeq and is a predicted model, not a curated record.